Salvia miltiorrhiza (redroot sage) is the source of this 3127-nucleotide messenger RNA. RefSeq names its product G-type lectin S-receptor-like serine/threonine-protein kinase At4g27290. Gene Ontology annotation, biological process: recognition of pollen; protein phosphorylation. Lineage: Eukaryota; Viridiplantae; Streptophyta; Magnoliopsida; Lamiales; Lamiaceae. Gene Ontology annotation, molecular function: ATP binding; protein serine/threonine kinase activity. The coding region runs from base 535 to 2973 and encodes 812 amino acids. The transcript has 7 exons. The record is from RefSeq and is a predicted model, not a curated record.
UUCUUUCGUGGAAAACGAUGCAGGAUCUAAGUAUCCGAAAAUGAUGAACCUCCCGAUAAUGAAAGUGUCUUCAAUUCCGGCGCAACCGUAGGUUUCGUCGUUGACCACCUUAGUCUAUUGCACGCCUAAUUGUUGUCAAAAAACCUGAACCGCCACGGCUACUAACUUCGAUUCUCUGCAACGCCGGUGAUAGUGGUGGAGAUGGGCGUAUCAAUUUUGAUGUUGUAUGAUGUAGGUGGUGGUGACACCGUGGAGACGGUGGAGCACUCACAGAGAUGCGAGAGAGAGAGCCGGGAGCGGGAGCUUCACCGAAAGGGGGAGGGUUUUUUUUUUUGAAUAAAAAAGUCGAAAAUAGUGAGAAAAACGAUAAUUGCGCAGAAGAGAGAUUAGGUGACGAUGGAUUGGACUAGUAAGAACCCAAAAAGUCUCCUUUCAAUUUGAUUCCUCUUUCACUUCCCAAAUCUUUUCUCCUUAAAAUUAAUUCGACCUCAUCUUUCUCCAUCAUACAAAACAUUUUUACGAUCAGCGAUUAAAAUGGCGCCUUCCCUUAUCACGGCAAUCCUAUGCUGCUCUUUGGUUCACUCCAUCGCCCUUUUCAAAUUAACCUCAGCAGCAGAUGAUUCACUUCUCCACAACCAAAAGAUUGCUAUUGGGCAGACUUUGGUCUCUGAAACCCAAGUCUUUGAGCUCGGAUUUUUCCAACCUGGAAAAUCGACGAAUGUAUUCUUAGGAAUUUGGUACAAAGCCACGCCCGACAUUGUAGUUUGGGUUGCAAACAGAAACAAUCCCAUCACUGAUUCACAAGGAGUCGUCUUCGCCGUUGCUGAAAACGGCACUCUCCUUAUAAGCAGAGGUGGAAGCAUUAUCUGGUCGGCGAAUCCAUCGACGGCGGCAUCGCGUCCAGCUGUACGCCUCCUCGAUACCGGAAACCUGGUUGUCGUGGACGAGACGGCGGAGGAAGGCCACUACUUAUGGCAGAGUUUCGAUUUCCCAACUGACACGUGGCUAUCAGGUAUGAAGAUCGUCGAUGAUAACGACGCCGGUGUUGCCACGAACUUGACUUCAUGGAGAGAUUGGGACGAUCCUUCGCCCGGAGAUUUCGUGUUGAAGAUCGAGAACCAUGGGUUGGCUGAGAUAGUGAUUUUCAGCGGCAUUAGGAAAAGAUUUCGAACUGGGAAGUGGAAUGGCAUCUAUUUCAGUGGUAUCCCUCGCUUUCGCAGUGUUCUCCCGAGAGUUGAACUCAUCUUCAAAGAAGAGAGGCUGAUAUCUAUGUCGAGGCCUUAUCACAGCUCCAUUAUCACCAGAGCAUCAAUAGACGCGUCUGGCACGGUCCACCGCUAUAUCAUGAAUCCCAGAAAGGAUAAGUGGAAUCCUGUGUUCACGUUUCCACGAGACAUCUGCGACGAGUAUGCCAACUGCGGCCCCAACGCCAUCUGCACGGUUGAGAAAGCACAAAGAUGCGAGUGUUUCAGAGGAUUUUCCCCCAAGUUUCAGAUCGAUUGGGAGCUUCGAGAUUGGUCUGGUGGAUGUGGUAGAGUUAGGGCAUUGAAUUGCGAGAGUGGAGAUGGUUUUGUAGAGAUUAGAGGUGUGAAGCAUCCUGAUAUGCUGAGAUACUGGUUGAAUAUUAGCGUGAGCCUUGAGCAGUGCAAAGCUGAGUGCUUGAAAAACUGCGACUGCUCCGCGUGUGCUAAUCCUUACAUAACUGAUGGAGGCAGAGGGUGCUUGAUGUGGUUUGGGGAUCUCCUUGAUACCAGAGAGCUUUCUGCAGCAGAUAGCUUGCAGAAUAUCUAUAUUCGCGUGCCACUUUCAGAACUAGAAUUUAGCUCUAAUCUGGAGGAGGAGAAGAAGAAAGGGCAUAUAAAUUUAAUGCUAAUAUCCAUUGCUACUGGAGUCAUUGUCUCGAGUUUUAUCAAUGGAGGUAUAGUUUUACUGACAAAAUGGAAGAAGCAAGGGGUAAAGAGGAAUAACGAGGAUAUAGAAUUACCUUUGAUCAAAAUGGCAACUAUUCUGGAGGCAACAAACAGUUUCUCCGAAGAGAACGUGAUAGGAGUAGGAGGUUUUGGUCCUGUUUAUAAGGGAAUUCUGUCAUCAGGAGAAGAAGUCGCAGUCAAAAGAUUGUCGAAAACUUCUAGACAAGGUGUUGAAGAGUUCAAGAAUGAAGUCAUCUUGAUCGCCAAACUUCAACAUAGAAACCUAGUCAGACUCCUCGGUUGUUGCAUUGAAGGAGAGGAAAUGGUGCUAAUAUAUGAAUACCUACAGAAUAAGAGCUUGGAUAAUUUUGUUUUUGAUCUGGAUCGAAGGACACUUCUGACAUGGCCUAACCACUUCGACAUUAUCAUGGGAAUCGCAAGGGGACUGCUUUAUCUUCACCAUGAUUCCAGGUUAAAGAUUAUCCAUCGGGAUCUAAAGACAAGUAACAUUUUACUAGAUGCAAGUCUAAAUCCGAAAAUAUCAGACUUUGGCUUAGCAAGAACAUUUGAAGAGGAUCAAUCUCUAUCUAGAACUAAGAGAGUUGUUGGAACAUACGGUUAUAUGGCUCCAGAAUAUGCAUUUCGUGGGAAAUUCUCAGUGAAGUCUGAUAUCUAUAGUCUUGGAGUAGUGCUACUAGAGAUAAUAAGUGGGAAAAGGAACAGAGAAUUUAAGCACAACGAUGAUCAUCACAGCCUCCUAGGCCAUGCAUGGCUGCUGUGGAAAGAGAAGAGGAUUAUGGAAAUGAUGGACGAUUGUUUGAAGGGAACAUGUGUUGAAUCCCAAGUGAAGAGAUGCAUACAUGUGGGGUUAUUAUGUGUUCAAAAUUUAGCAGAGGAUAGACCGAUCAUGCCAUCGGUGGUUUUAAUGUUAGCAACUGAUGGAGCAAUCUUGCCUGAACCUAAUGAGCCUGGAUAUUUCAUUGAAAGAAGUCGAAGUUGUAAAUCGCCUAGUAUCAAGUCCGAGGAUGGAACGGUUACCAUUACCGACUUGGAGGGCAGAUGAGGAGAUUGCUACAUAUGACUUGGUUCGAACUGGAACUUGUAGUUCAAAAUGAGAGUCAAUAUUGGAGAUGUAAGAUAUAUGCUUCUUCACGAGUAAAACUGUAGAAAUAUUGCCACAUGAUUUUGCUGGUUUGAAUGAGAAAAUUAAAAAUAUU